CUCCACCUUUUCCAGGUACAACCAGAUUCUGCAUGGACGUGGCGCAUAUAUAACAGGGAUUGCUAGCUCUUUCUCAGUUAUUGAGGGACCUGUAAGGUGUAAGCCAUAAAAUAAUCACUCAAUUAAAAAAGGACUCUGAACCUACCCAGACUAAUAAGUGGGAGUAUUGGAUAAAAGACACCGCGGCUCCAGGUCAGAAUGUUUUCUUAUGUUCGGAAGAAAUUAAACUUGCGCCUGGCACAGUGCCAACGACACAGGGGCCGCCUUGUAUCAAAGGAUGGCAGGUGUAAUAUUGAAUUUGGUAAUGUGGAAGAGAAAUCAAGGGUGGCAUUCUUAGCAGAUAUUUGGACAACCAUCUUGGACCUUAAAUGGAGGUACAAAAUGACAGUUUUUAUUUCUGCAUUUUUAGGAAGCUGGUUCCUUUUUGGCCUGUUGUGGUAUGCUGUGGCCUAUUUGCACAAAGACCUUCCAGAAUUUAAUCCUUUUGCAAAUCACACUCCCUGUGUGGAAAACAUAAAUGGCUUGACCUCCUCUUUUCUAUUCUCUUUGGAAACGCAGGUGACCAUUGGAUAUGGAUUUCGUUGUGUGACUGAGCAAUGUGCCACUGCAAUAUUUUUACUGGUUGUUCAGUCUAUUCUGGGGGUAAUAAUUAACUCAUUUAUGUGUGGCGCUAUUCUUGCUAAGAUUUCAAGACCCAAAAAAAGAGGUAAAACCAUCACUUUCAGCAAAAAUGCAGUAAUAAGCAAGAGAGGAGGAAAACUCUGUCUACUUAUCAGAGUGGCGAAUCUCAGAAAGAGUCUGCUAAUUGGGAGUCAUAUUUACGGAAAGCUUUUGAGAACUACUGUAACUCCAGAAGGAGAGACAAUCAUCCUAGACCAAGUCAACAUUGAAUUUACAGUCGACGCAGGAAGCGAGAAUCUGUUUUUUGUUUCCCCACUGACAAUUUAUCACAUUAUUGAUAAAGACAGCCCUUUCUUUGAGUUGUCUGUUGAGACGUUACUUCAGCAUGACUUUGAACUAGUGGUCUUCCUUGAUGGCACUGUUGAGUCAACAAGUGCUACCUGCCAAGUGCGUACAUCCUACAUUCCAGAGGAAGUGCUCUGGGGAUACCGUUUUGCACCUCUUGUGUCCAAGACCAAGGAAGGAAAAUAUCGUGUGGAUUUCUCCAACUUCAGCAAGACAAUGGAGGUAGAAACACCCCAUUGUGCUUUUUGUCUUCAAAAUGAGAAAGAUGCCAGGAAAAAAGGCAAAAAAGGAUAUGAUAAUCCAACUUUUGUUCUGUCGGAACCAACAGAAACUGACACUAAAAUGUAGUUUUGCAAGUACUUUAGUUGACCUAUAUUUGUAAUCUGUAAAUCCAUAAGGACUGUGACUGUAAUUUAUUGAUUCUCUGUGAGAAAAUACAUGCUAUAGGAUACCUACUUAGAAAUGCCAUUCUAAAAGGGGUGUGCACAGACACGCUAUUAUAUUUUUAUUCUAACAAAUGUUUGUCAUAGGUAUAAGAAAUUUGAGUAUACAUACCUAUAGGCCAGGUCCAGACUGAGAAUUAAAAUAGGCCCUGGCAUUUCAGGUACAAAGAGGCCCAAUCAGCCCACAUAGAG
Xenopus laevis (African clawed frog) is the source of this 1601-nucleotide messenger RNA. It is a transcript of the gene kcnj1.S, whose product is annotated as potassium inwardly rectifying channel subfamily J member 1 S homeolog. Gene Ontology annotation, cellular component: membrane; plasma membrane. The transcript has 2 exons. The record is from RefSeq and is a predicted model, not a curated record. Gene Ontology annotation, biological process: potassium ion transport; metal ion transport; potassium ion import across plasma membrane. The coding region runs from base 199 to 1314 and encodes 371 amino acids. Lineage: Eukaryota; Metazoa; Chordata; Amphibia; Anura; Pipidae. Gene Ontology annotation, molecular function: inward rectifier potassium channel activity; ATP-activated inward rectifier potassium channel activity.